Vitis riparia (riverbank grape) is the source of this 1351-nucleotide messenger RNA. Its product is annotated as E3 ubiquitin-protein ligase RMA1H1-like. Gene Ontology annotation, molecular function: metal ion binding; ubiquitin protein ligase activity; ubiquitin-like protein conjugating enzyme binding. The record is from RefSeq and is a predicted model, not a curated record. Lineage: Eukaryota; Viridiplantae; Streptophyta; Magnoliopsida; Vitales; Vitaceae. The transcript is spliced from 2 exons. Bases 370 to 1152 code for a protein of 260 amino acids. Gene Ontology annotation, cellular component: endoplasmic reticulum. Gene Ontology annotation, biological process: ubiquitin-dependent protein catabolic process.
UGGACAUGGCUUCUUCUCCUUCAUUCCCUACCAACCCUCUCCAGCCUUCAACCUCUUCUCUCUACCUUCAGAGGCUUUUCUUUUUCUCUCUCUACACAACCCAUUUCAUCAAUCUUCAAUUCGUUCUUCCAUCACCAAAGACUCUUCUCCUCUCGGUACCUCUUCUUUUCAUGCAACUCUUCCUUUUUCUAUGUAGAUCUCUCUUCUGCCUGCAAUUUUGGAUCUGAAUGGAUGGGUUAUUCCUGGAACUGGGUUUCUUUCCUUUCGUGUUUUUUUGAAGUCUGUUUCUGUGAUUCUCACGCCUGUUCUCUGUUAUAAUCGAGAUUCUGGCUGCCACGGAAAACUCCCUUGAAAAAGGACCAAAAGGCCAUGGAGCAGUACUUUCAAGAGGUCAUGCCACAAAAUGACUUAAACAAGGAAGAUGGGUCUUCUAUGGAGAAUUGGAAACCUGUCUCUGCCGCAGACAAUGGAUCAGAUAAAAAUUCCUAUGGUGGUUUUGACUGCAACAUCUGCCUAGACUUUGUUCAGGAUCCGGUGGUGACUCUCUGUGGUCAUCUCUUCUGCUGGCCCUGCAUUUACAAAUGGCUUUAUUUCCAGAGCAUUUCUACUGAAAAUCCAGACCAGAAAAACCCUCAAUGCCCCGUAUGCAAAGCUGAAGUUUCAGACACCACCCUCAUCCCACUAUAUGGCCGAGGCCAAACAACAAAACCCUCCAACGCCAAGGCCCCACACCCAGACAUCUUCAUUCCACGAAGACCUUCUGGUCCCGCUUGUGGGGUCGAUGCACCUCUAACACCCACCACAACAGCCAAUCCACGGCCUUCUCGGCAACUUUAUUAUCGCAAUUAUCGGCACCAUUCACAACCAUACCAUCCUCAUCCUAGCAGUUAUGCAGAGUCACCAAUCCUUAGCCCUGGUGGCAUGACAACGACCAGCACAUACCAUCCCAUCAUGGGAAUGUUUGGAGAAAUGGUCUAUGCAAGGGUGUUUGGGAACUCGGUUCAAAAUUUGUACACUUACCCAAACUCGUAUCAUCUUGCUGGAAACACAAAUCCGAGGAUGAGAAGGCAUGUAAUGCAGGCGGAUAAGUCGCUUAGCAGAAUCUGUUUUUUCCUAUUUUGCUGCAUACUUUUGUGUCUUCUUUUGUUCUGAAUACCCUGCUCUCAUCUUCCCUUCCCAUUGUAUACUUGUAAAAAUUAUGGGUCGAGGCAAAUGAGCAAUGCAAGAAUUCAGCCAUAUGUAUUAGACCUUAGAGAUGUUGAAUCUCCGGCGCUGGCAUAUAUUAUACAUAUAUACGUGUGUAUAUAUAUAUAUAUAUAUAUAUAUAAUCAUGAACCUUGUUUUGAGCUUA